GCGCGGCGGUUGGUGUGGGCGGCGGUUGGUGUGGGCGGCGGCGGCCCCGGCCCCGGCCCCGCGGAGGACGGACACCAUGUUCCAGGCCCUCGGCAGCGGCUUUGACGAUGACCCCUUCUUCUCGGAACCUUUCUCUACUCAUCACGAACACAUGCGCCAGAUGAUGAGAAGUUUUUCCGACCCUUUUGGACGUGACUCACUGCUCAGUCUUGCCGAUAGAGGAAGAACUCGAAAUCAGAAAGGACGUGAUAAUUCUGAGGUUGCCUUGCAUGGAAAUCAAAGGAGUACAGACAUUCAGGAUCCUUUUCAAGCAGUGGGCAGAAUGAUGUCAAAUAUGCGGAACAGUAUGCAGGAAUUGCAAAGAAAUUUUGGUCAGCUGUCGUUCAAUUCAGACGGGCAUUCGUUUAGUUCUUCCUCGAUAAUGACCUAUUCCAAAGUGGGAGAUGAACCGCCUAAGGUUUUCCAAGCUUCGACUCAGACUCGCAGAGCUCCAGGAGGAAUUAAAGAGACGAGGAAGGCGAUGAAGGAUUCUGACAGUGGAUUGGAGAAAAUGGCCGUUGGUCAUCAUAUACACGAUCGCGCUCACGUCAUUAAAAAAUCGAAGAACAACAAAACGGGAGAGCAAGAAGUAAAUCAAGAAUUCAUCAAUUUGGAUGAAUCUGAUGCUCACACUUUCGAUGAAGAAUGGCAAAAGGAGAUCCUUAAAUUUAAGCCAGCUGGAAUCAGAAACAAUCUAGUCACUCCAAAGCACAAAAGCGUACAUCAUGGUUCUGCAGGAAGAAAAGACGAUUCAGAUAGAAGGGCGAAGCUCGGCCAGAAAUCAUCUAUCGAAGGCCCUAGAAGACCUAAGGUUUUUGUGGAGCAGCUCAACAUAAAAGGGUCACCUGUAAAGUCCAGCAAAAAAUAAACUUCCUCAAGUGUGAUCUGAA
Messenger RNA from Ornithorhynchus anatinus (platypus), 929 nucleotides. RefSeq names its product myeloid leukemia factor 1 (gene MLF1). The record is from RefSeq and is a predicted model, not a curated record. NCBI's taxonomy places the organism in Eukaryota, Metazoa, Chordata, Mammalia, Monotremata, Ornithorhynchidae. Gene Ontology annotation, biological process: regulation of DNA-templated transcription. Gene Ontology annotation, cellular component: cytoplasm; nucleus. The transcript is spliced from 7 exons. The coding region runs from base 77 to 907 and encodes 276 amino acids.